Molecule: messenger RNA, 228 nt
Organism: Haemonchus placei
Lineage: Eukaryota; Metazoa; Nematoda; Chromadorea; Rhabditida; Trichostrongylidae
Source: the annotation of a GenBank genome assembly
AUGAACGGCAGGACACAUGAGCUACAUGAUAAAUGCAGGCUUAGUUGUAAGCCGAAUGCACUAGAAACUCUCGAUUUACUUGUUAUGAGAGAUGUUGAAACAGACGUUCCUUUUCAGUUAUAUAGUUAUAUCUUACAACUCAACUGCCGUCCUAUCGUAGGAGAGAAGGAAGCAUCAACCAUAAGUCAUAAUGUGAGUUUACCUCAUCAUAAACUUUUCUCAAUUUGA